ACACACACCUCCACUUUGCUGGAUGGCACAGCAGCACUAAACUCUGAGAUUAGGGAGGGGGCAACAUUUGCCCUGUAGGCUGCAGCCGGACAGCAUCAUCAAGACUCUCCAAACAUGUCACACGUGUACUCUAGUUAAAGCUGUCUGCACCGCUCCGACUCUGUGCUUUUCCAAUUCAUUUGAUUCCUUCACGAUGGAAGGGAGGUGAUUCUCCUCGCCGCCAUUUUUAGAGGAACUGCCUAUCGAAGAGAGAAACUUUGCUAGCUACUGCCUAACGUUAGCGGCUAGCUAGUUGGCCAGUAGCUUGUCUGCCUAUCAGCUCGUUGUGACAGUCAACGCUUGACAGUCGUUAGCCAGGUCAGCUUGCUUCUCGUUAAUGUGAAUUAUUCCCGCUGCCAGCCAGUAUACAUGACAAAGACAACGUUUAUUGCUCAAGUGAGCUAUUUAGUUAGACCUGAAGUCAGUGUGACCGUCUGUUGGGUAGGGCAAUUGUGCGGUUAAAUUAGCGAAUUAGCAUUGCUAACUUAUUAGCUAGCGAGUUCACACUUUGAUUUCUCUGGACUGCAUUGCCUCGUCUGUGAUUUAGCGUCCCUCUGCCGUGCUCAGGGUGACUGGAUUAAUCGGCUGUUUACACCACAUCUCGGCCUGUGUGGAUUUAUUUGAACCAGGUGCCCAUGUGCUGGUUCCUUAGGCCCAUCCAUUACUGCAGAUGAAUCUUCAGCUGCUUUGGUGUAGCUCAGCACCCAGAUAGUCCCGUCCCCGUUGUGUGGGUGAUAAGGGACUACAUUAACCAGGAUGCCCUCCUCUGUAAGGGCAGGGAGCCUGAAGGAUCCGGAGGUGGCUGAGCUUUUCUUCAAAGAAGACCCAGAGAAGCUUUUCUCUGACCUCCGAGAGAUUGGCCAUGGCAGCUUUGGCGCCGUCUACUUUGCACGUGAUGUACGCACAAAUGAGGUGGUGGCAAUUAAAAAGAUGUCCUACAGUGGCAAACAGUCCAAUGAGAAAUGGCAGGACAUUAUAAAAGAAGUAAAGUUUCUCCAAAGGAUCCGGCACCCCAACAGUAUAGAGUACAAAGGUUGUUACCUCCGUGAGCACACAGCAUGGCUGGUGAUGGAGUACUGUCUCGGCUCAGCCUCCGAUCUUCUAGAAGUCCAUAAAAAACCUUUACAAGAGGUAGAGAUUGCUGCCAUUACACAUGGUGCUCUGCAGGGGCUUGCCUACCUUCAUUCUCACAAUAUGAUCCACAGGGAUGUGAAGGCAGGAAACAUUCUGCUGACUGAGCCCGGGCAGGUCAAACUGGCAGAUUUUGGCUCUGCCUCCAUUGCUUCACCUGCCAACUCCUUUGUGGGAACGCCAUAUUGGAUGGCCCCGGAGGUGAUUCUAGCUAUGGACGAGGGCCAGUAUGAUGGGAAGGUGGAUAUCUGGUCUUUAGGGAUCACCUGUAUAGAAUUAGCGGAGAGGAAGCCUCCCUUGUUUAACAUGAAUGCAAUGAGUGCCUUAUACCACAUAGCGCAGAAUGAGAGCCCCACACUGCAAUCCAGUGAAUGGUCAGAGUACUUUAGGAACUUUAUCGAUUCUUGCCUUCAGAAAAUCCCCCAGGACAGACCGCACUCUGACGACAUGCUGGGUCAUGCAUUUCUGCAGCGUGAACGUCCAGACUCCGUGCUGAUGGAUCUCAUUCAGAGGACCAAGGAUGCAGUACGAGAGCUGGACAACCUGCAGUACCGUAAGAUGAAAAAGAUCCUCCUUCAAGAGGCCCACAACGGACCCACAGCAGAAGCCCAGGAUGGAGACGAGGAGCUGGAGCCGGGCGGAGGUCGGACAGGAACGGUGAAUAGUGUCGGCAGUAAUCAGUCCAUCCCCAGCAUGUCCAUCAGCGCCAGCUCCCAGAGCAGUUCUGUCAACAGUCUGAAUGAAGCAGCCCAGGACAGCCGCAGCGAGCUGGACCUGAUGGAGGGAGACCACACAGUCAUGUCCAACAGCUCUGUCAUACACCUCAAACCGGAAGAAGAGGAGAGCUUCUCUGGGGAUCAGGCAGCCAGCAGUCAACCCUCUGAGCCCCAGCCAACUCCACCUCAGGCCCCGAGGAAGCACUACCGCAACAGAGAGCACUUUGCCACCAUACGCACAGCGUCACUGGUGACCCGUGAGAUGCAGGAACACGAGCAGGACUCGGAGCUGCGGGAGCAGAUGUCAGGAUACAAACGCAUGAGGCGGCAACAUCAGAAGCACCUGAUGGGCCUAGAGAACAAGCUGAAAGGGGAGAUGGAUGAGCACAGGCUGAGGCUGGACAAAGAGCUGGAGAGUCAGAGAAACAACUUCACUCAGGAGAUGGAGAAGCUGCUCAAAAAACACCAGGCGGCCCUGGACAAAGAUCUUAAGACGUUUACCAACGACGAGAAGAAGUUUCAGCAGCACAUCCAGGUGCAGCAGAAGAAGGAGCUCAGCAGCUUCUUGGAGUCGCAGAAGCGAGAGUAUAAACUACGCAAGGAGCAGCUCAAAGAGGAACUGAGCGAGAACCAGUCGACUCCCAAGAAGGAGAAGCAGGAGUGGUUGUCCAAGCAGAAAGAGAACAUCCAGCACUUCCAGGCGGAGGAGGAGGCCAACCUGCUAAGGAGACAGAGGCAGUACCUGGAGCUGGAGUGUCGGCGGUUCAAACGCAGGAUCCUCAUCGCCAGACACAAUGUGGAGCAGGAUCUGGCCAGAGAGGAGCUGAACAAACGGCAGACACAGAAGGACCUGGAACACGCCAUGCUGCUCAGACAUCACGAGUCGAUGCAGGAGCUGGAGUUCAGGCAUCUGGGGACAAUCCAGAAGGCACGGGCAGAGCUGAUCCGGACCCAGCACCAGACAGAGCUCACCAACCAGCUGGAAUACAACAAGAGGAGGGAGAGAGAGCUGAGGCGCAAGCAUGUCAUGGAGGUCCGACAGCAACCCAAGAGCCUCAAGUCUAAAGAGCUUCAGAUCAAGAAGCAGUUCCAGGAGACUUGUAAAACCCAAACCAGGCAGUACAAGGCCCUCAGGAACCAUCUGCUGGAGACCACACCCAAGUCUGAUCACAAGGCCGUGCUCAAGAGGCUGAAGGAGGAGCAGACCAGAAAGCUAGCCAUCCUGGCUGAGCAGUACGACCACUCCAUCAACGAAAUGCUCUCUACGCAGGCUCUGCGGUUAGACGAGGCUCAAGAGGGGGAAUGUCAGGUUCUAAGGAUGCAGCUGCAGCAGGAGCUGGAGCUUCUAAACGCGUACCAGAGCAAGAUCAAGAUGCAAACGGAUGCUCAGCACGACAAGGAGAGGAGGGAGCUGGAGCAGAGAGUCUCUCUGCGGAGGGCUCUGCUGGAGCAGAAAAUUGAGGAGGAAAUGCUUGCGUUGCAGAACGAGCGCCUGGAGCGAAUCCGCUCACUGCUGGAGCGCCAGGCUCGAGAGAUCGAGGCUUUUGACUCGGAGUCCAUGCGACUGGGCUUCAGCAACAUGGUGCUCACUAACCUGGCCCCCGAUUCCCAGGGAGGCUGGGGGGGAGGGGGUGGAGGUGGCCAGGGGGCUCAGGGGGGAGGCCACUGGCCCGGAGGAGGUGGAGGAGGCAGCCACCAUAGUCAUCACCAUCAGGGGGGCUCCAGCUCACAGCAGCCCUGGGGUCACCCCAUGCUGGCUGGGGGCCCGCCACCCUGGAGCCUCCACCACCCUGGAGGAGGGAAUCAGAGGGGAAGCGCGGGAGGCUCAGGAGGGGUGAGAAACAGCCCACAGGCUAUGAGGAGGACGUCAUCAGGGGGGAGGAAUGAACAGGGCAUGAGCAGGAGUGCCAGCAUCACCUCUCAGAUCUCCAAUGGAUCCCACCUGUCGUACACCUAGAACACACACACACACACACACACACACACACACACACUCACACACACACACAAUAAUGGUCUUAAAGUUGCAUUAUUGUGCACUGAGAUGACACUACAUAGACACACAACAUGCAUGCACCACACAUACUUCACACACACUUGAUAUUUCCCACAGUUCGUCUGACACACACUACACAGUACUGAGACUGGGUUUCCCUCAGCCCAGUUCCUCUCCCAUCACCACUGCUCUCUUACAUUAGUGUACUGCUAGCAGCAGUUUGUGGAAACCCAAAAGUGUUGAGACUAAUCCAAGAUGGCUGAGGGCCAUGUACACAAUGCCACAGUGCAAUAGUGUCAUUUUUAUUGUAGCCUACGGUGCUACUUUGUGUGUUUUGCCAUGUUAGUCUUUGUUGCCAUAGACCCAAAGUAAUAUCUUCAUACUAUCUACCACGGAGUUUAUCAUCAAGAGUUUAUUUGCAGUAUCCUGUUUUAUUCAUAUGUGGGGUAAAUCCAAGGCUUUUAGAUGUUGCGGCAGCACAAUAGUGGCCAUUAUGGGAAAAUUUGCACACUGAGCAAUUUUGUUGAAUGAAAUUUAAAAAUGAGAUUCCCUCACAAAGCUUGAGAUUUAAGCACAGACAUGUUACUGACAGGAAGUUUAUUGAGAUUAUUGUUUAUGUGCAGUUACAGACGAAUGAGAAGCAGGAGGUGAUGUAGGGGUCUGACUUAGGAUUGGAGAACAGAAAGUGUGAGAGCAUGAAAAGAGGACAAAGGUUGAUGUAAGUGAGAACCAGUGGGUAUCUCUGAUUUUAUGAACGUGGCACAAGGAUGUCUAAGGUGUCAUGAAUCGCUCAAAGUAUGCAGGCUUUGAUUCCAGCCUGAGUGACGUAGCGGAGAAGUCCUCCAGCAGAGAGGAAAUCUAACCUCUGUGGGCAGUGUUUUACAGGAGUUAGGAGUAUUUCUGUAGAGUGAGCAGGGCUGAAAAGAUGCCAAAGGCAAAGUUGCAGGGUCAGAUUUGUCAUUAUAAUUCAUGCCAACAUACUGUGAUGUAUUUAAUGAGAUUGUGCCAGAGAUGUCAGUGGAAGUUCAGGUAAUAUGCGGCCAAGUUAGAUGCAUGUGUUGCUUUACCAGAGUAGAGCAUUUCUUGUGCAUUCUCAGCCUCAUUUGUUCGGCUCUUGGGUUUCCACAGACCGCUGCCCACUCUUCACUCCUGCCUGCUCAGUGGACGGCCAGUCUGACACAUACUGUAGCCUUAUUAGUCCACAGCCCUCAUGACAAGGAUGGGUUUUCAGCAGCACUUAACCUCUACUUGAAUAGUAUGAAAACUAGUGUUCACUCCUCACUUGAUCGCAGUCAUUUUCUGGUCUAAUCUGGCACUGUGUUGGUCGGUGAAAUCGAUGCACUACGCAAUUAAAAUAUAAAAAAAAAAAAAAAACAACUUUCUCUGACAAAUUGAACCAUGCCUGUUGGCCUACCUCAAGGACACUCGUGCAGAGCUUCAUCACAGGGUGUUGUGACAUGACAAUGACUUGCACUUCGGCACAGGCCCUCACACACACUAAAUCAGAUUUACACACAUGCAUACAAUACAUUAGUGAAUUUUAUUCCCCAGUCAAAGAGUUUGUCCCCUUGCACACUUGGUUGAUGAAUGCAUGUACAGAGGGUUGUGAAAAUAGGAUUGGGGCAUAAAAGUGUUCAAAAAGGGGGAAAAAAAUCAUAAUUUUAGUCAUUGUUUGCUGAGUAAAUGAGUCACACACUCAGCAGUAUUUGUGUCGGGGCAACAGUUUCCAUCUAAGUUGCCUAAAAAUGCCCCAUUGUGUUUUUAAUUUAAAAGAAAAAAAGAAAAGAUCAUUUCAAGGGGCCAGAGUUUUGAACACGGAGUGUGACAGAGUAGCUUCACUAUCCCUCUGCUGGUUAGUGACUGCUGAAUGUCCCAUUGGGUGGAUGGGCGGUGAUGCUGUGAUCUCCGCUGCCAUGCCCCUGCAACCUUCCCCAGUCUGACACCCUGCUCUGUCUCACCCCCGGUGACCCCGAUGUCAUGUUGUGACCAUCCAUCUCCCUGAUUCCCCCACCUUCGUUUCCUCCCCUCCUGAGCCUGGUGUGGUCUCAUCCCCUCCCUGAGCUAUCGGGGAAGAGCUCUUUAAGUCUAAGAAAGGAAGAAGAAAAAAACAAAUGUAUAUGUAUUAUUAUAUAAAUCUAUAAAAAAGGAUUAUAGAGAAGUAGAGAUAAAGGUGGAAGUCUUAUGGAGAAAUGCAGAGAUUAUGCAUUAUAUGAUUUUCAGAGGUGGAAUGUACAGGAAACCUGUUAAUAUUGUAUAUUUUGAAUUUGAAAAUAUGGAAAUCUAAUUGACAAAUCAAAGGCAAAUUAACUACUUGUGAUGCAGACACAGUGAUGUGGUUUUAGACCGUCGGUAUUCAGAUGAACGUUUGAUUCACAGCCGCUGGGUUUUCACUGUCUUACUUGCAGCUGCGAUUUAUGAAACUUGUUACAGGUAUUCUGUUGUGAAUGAUAACAACACAGCUCUACGUAGGUCAGAUUGCCUCAAGGAAAUGGCAACAUUUUUGUGUAAUGCUGAAUGAAGAUGAUUUGCACAUAAUUUGAAAUCUAGCUAGGUGUAGCCUUUGCCUUAGCAAUGGCUAUAUUUUACUGACAUUAUACCCAACAUAGAAGACUCAACUUGUCCAUUUAGGUUUUCUCAUCGUUUUUAAAAGACUCGAGCCUAAAGUCAAGGUUAUAAUGACAGAAACAGAAAGAACUGUCUUUCAAAGAUCGAUAGAAUCUGAAAAACAUUUGGCUUCAUAAAGAAUACGAUGUGUGCUCCACAACCGAAAUUCUUGCACAAGACAGUGAAAAUAUAUGUUUAAUAUUUACAAAGGGUUACUGUUAGGUGUUGUGGGAUCCAUGGAUAUAAUUUUCAUUCAUGAAACGCGCGCCCUCCUCUGUUGUGGUUACACACAAAACAUUUUCACACUGCACUUAAGUAUUUGCCUUUUUUAAGUCUCACCACCCUGCACUCAGAGUUUAUAAUCCUGUUGUUUUUCUUGGCUCAGUUCUGAAAACAGAAGAAAAAAAAACAGAAUGUGGUGGUCCCACUUCUCUCUUCAGCCAGUAUGCCAUUGUACCCAACAUCUUUUAUCAACCCCUUUCUCCUCUUCUGUAGUGUUUUAUUUCCCUUUAUGUCAGAAAGGGUUGUUAAAUUUUCCUGAUGAUGUCUGCAGAGGGUGGCAGAUUUUUUUUAGACCUCUUCUUGUGUUUACUAGGACACCCAGGUGUUUAGCGAGGCAGUUGGGGCAGAGUCUAGCUUUAGACCUUGGUCACUCUGAACUGGAUCAGUUGCACUGAUUGCACAAGUGAUUGACCAGAUCAAAGAGUCUACUGUGAUCCCCCUCUGAGGGGCGGCUGCCGUUGGCUGAAAGUAGGCGGGAGGCAGGGUUACGUCUCUGUACAGUCUGUUUAUCAGUAUUCCCUUUAUCUCUCCUGUCAUUUGGUGGAUCUUGCUGUUUUGUUCUCCGUAGUCCAGAGACCUGUAUUAAACUGUAUUAAAUUGUAUAGAUUGUGCAAAAAGCUGAAUGUCGCAUAGCAGAAGAGAAAAGCUAUUCCUUACAGAUGACAAAGUGAUUUAAAAUGUAUAAAAGAAAUUGAGAAACAAAGUUUAGGGGAUAAAUGUAAUAUUUUGUUUGUAAUUACUAUUUUUUGUUGGAAGAGGGCUACUGGAUAAAGAAUCAUCUGUAAUAAAGUAAUUUUAAUAUUU
This is a messenger RNA of Plectropomus leopardus (leopard coralgrouper), 7572 nucleotides long. RefSeq names its product TAO kinase 1b (gene taok1b). The record is from RefSeq and is a predicted model, not a curated record. Gene Ontology annotation, cellular component: cytoplasm. Gene Ontology annotation, biological process: protein phosphorylation; regulation of cytoskeleton organization. Lineage: Eukaryota; Metazoa; Chordata; Actinopteri; Perciformes; Serranidae. Gene Ontology annotation, molecular function: protein serine/threonine kinase activity; ATP binding.